This is a messenger RNA of Misgurnus anguillicaudatus (oriental weatherfish), 2763 nucleotides long. It is a transcript of the gene nap1l1, whose product is annotated as nucleosome assembly protein 1-like 1. Gene Ontology annotation, cellular component: nucleus. Gene Ontology annotation, biological process: nucleosome assembly. NCBI's taxonomy places the organism in Eukaryota, Metazoa, Chordata, Actinopteri, Cypriniformes, Cobitidae. The record is from RefSeq and is a predicted model, not a curated record.
AGAUGUAUAUGAGCGCACGCGGCGGGAUCUCUUUCCCUUUUAGCGCCAUCAGAGCGGGAGCCUCGCGCUGUUCACUGCGCAGUAGCACCGCCGCCUCACGCACAGACACGCAUCGUAUCUCGGAAAUAACACAGUGAAACAGCAUGGCAGAUCCUGACAAUAAAGAGCAGACUGAAAUGGACCCGGCUGAUAUGGAGGAUGUUGAAGAAGUGGAGGAGGAGGACACUGCUGAGGACAACAGUAAAGCGCGUCAGCUGACCAUGCAGAUGAUGCAGAAUCCUCAGAUUCUUGCGGCACUGCAGGAGAGGUUGGAUGGGCUUGUGGGGUCUCCCUCAGGGUAUAUGGAGAGUUUACCAAAGGUGGUGAAGAGACGCGUCAAUGCCCUCAAGAACCUGCAGGUCAAAUGUGCCCACAUUGAAGCCAAGUUUUACGAAGAAGUUCAUGAACUGGAACGCAAAUACGCUGCUCUGUACCAGCCUCUUUUUGACAAGCGGAGUGAAAUCGUGAGAGCAGCAUAUGAACCCACAGAUGAGGAGUGCGAGUGGAAACAAGAUGAAGAGGAAGAGUUGACAGUAAGUAAGCAGGAGGAAAUGAAGGAGAAAGCUAAAGUGGAAGAGGAGAAGAAAGAUGAGGAGAAAGAAGACCCUAAAGGAAUCCCAGAAUUCUGGCUCACAGUUUUUAAGAAUGUGGAUCUUCUCAGUGAAAUGUUGCAGGAACAUGAUGAACCAAUCCUCAAGCACUUACAAGAUAUUAAAGUCAAAUUCUCUGACGCAGGCCAGCCAAUGAGCUUCACAUUAGAAUUUCACUUUGAACCCAACGAUUUCUUCACAAACACAAUCCUGACAAAAACCUACAAAAUGAGGUCUGAACCGGACGAGUCUGAUCCAUUCUCUUUUGACGGACCAGAGAUCAUGGGCUGCACAGGGUGUACAAUCGACUGGAGUAAGGGAAAAAACGUCACAUUGAAAACCAUCAAAAAGAAGCAGAAACAUAAGGGGCGUGGCACAGUGAGGACGGUCACAAAGACGGUCCCCAACGAUUCCUUCUUUAAUUUCUUCUCUCCACCUGAAGUUCCAGAAAGCGGUGACCUGGAUGAGGACUCUGAAGCAGUGUUAGCAGCAGACUUUGAGAUCGGACACUUCAUCCGUGAGCGUAUCGUGCCCAGGGCGGUGCUCUAUUUCACUGGGGAGGCCAUUGAAGAUGAUGAUGAUGAUUAUGAUGAAGAGGGAGAGGAAGCAGAUGAUGAGGAGGGGGAAGAGGAGGCAGAUGAAGAAAAUGAUCCAGACUAUGAACCCAAGGUGUAAAUGACGUCUGUAGUAACCCUUUUCUGAAGGAUGCCAACCCCCCAGAAGAGUGCAAACAGCAGUGAUGGCGCGCCCACUUCUGUCAGGAUCCUCUACACUGUAACGGCUUCAAACAAACAUAGUUACUUACCGCCUUACAAUGUUUUGUAUUUUUCUUGGUAGAAAUAAUUGAAAAAAAUAUUAAAUUUAAGGAUUUCAAAAUUUUUGUUACAAAGAAACAACUCUUAUUGGGAGCCGCGGCUCAUGGCGCAUAGUAUUUUACUAGACCGGUUUCUUUUUCUUUUCACUGUAUAAAUAGUUAGUAUGCAGAAUAUCCCUCACAGCAUGACACUUGUUUCUUCACUGCUAAACUAGUCGGGUUCUUGUGAAGUCUAUUGUAUUGCUCUUAGACAACAGCUGUGGUAAGACUGUCCGGAGGUGACGUUUGCGUAACGUGAGUGAUCGUGGUUCCUUUACGCUCUGAGCAACCAAAGCAGCGACGUCUCGGGUAUCGUAUAGACCGGCGUCUCAGCAGGGCGGCACAAAGGUGCUUUUCUUUGUUCAAAUCCAUAACUGUCCCCCAAUAUAGCACUGAAUGUUCGUAAUUUGGUCCAACUUGAGUCUCAUUCAAUACAUUCCACAGAUUCCUUCAGAAAAACAGUUUUUCAAUUCUGCGUCGGUCUAUAUUAGAGCGAAUAAUCACCAUCGGUCAGCUCUGUUGCAUUCAUUUCUGACAGGAAACUAAAUCGGUGCAUUCCACAUUCAUAACAGCGGUUUGUCCCUGUUGUAAUAGACGCUCUGAUGCAUGACAUCAUUUUUUAUUUUCUAUGAGCACUUUGUAUUUUCGUCAUGCAUCGGUAGCGUCCGUUCCGCACAGAUUUGAAAUUCACCAGUUUUAGCGCUUAUGAUAACCAGACUUAAAUUUCAGCACUUUUCGAACAAACCAACUUCCUGAAGUGACCCCCAAACCACCUUAUUGGAGAAUCAGGCUCGGUAUUCAAGAAUCUGAUUGGUGGAGCCGGUUACGUGUGACAUUCUGGUUGUUGGUGAGGUUGUGGCCCUGAGUGAUGUUUGUUGAGUAGUUUGCGGUGUCACGGCACCCUCUGUUUGGCAGGCCUAUCACUGUGAAGGGGUGUGUCUGAAUGAGCGUGCGUACGUGCGUGUGUGUACAUUCAGAGGCGGGUCUUCGAGUCCUUCUCUUCCCUUGUAGCCCAGUCCAGCAGGUCUGAAGCAGAAAGCAAUAUUUUCACCCAGUAAGCCCAAACCCUGCAGUAUUCCUGUGUCUUGCAGCGCAGAUCUGUGCACGUGUGUAGCGCAGACCGUCUUGUAGUUUAGUUGUCUGUCGGGCGGUUGAUUCAGCAGGGAUCUGUGCGGUCCCUCUCAGCAGCUGUUGUCAAAGCAAAAUGCCAUGCUACAAAAUACUAAUGUACUCAAUAACUGUACGUGGAUGUAUAUUCAUGAAAUAAAUUGGUAAAAUGUG